Molecule: messenger RNA, 1796 nt
Organism: Abrus precatorius (Indian licorice)
Lineage: Eukaryota; Viridiplantae; Streptophyta; Magnoliopsida; Fabales; Fabaceae
Product: glucose-1-phosphate adenylyltransferase large subunit 1-like
Exons: 15
Coding region: 1-1611 (536 amino acids)
Biological process (GO): glycogen biosynthetic process
Molecular function (GO): glucose-1-phosphate adenylyltransferase activity
Source: RefSeq, a predicted model, not a curated record
AUGGUGUAUGGCAAUUUAGAAAUGAUGGUGGCAAGUGGGUUACAUGGAUUUUCCUUGUCAUUGGGUUCAAAGAAGUCAUCCUUCCACCGUGACAGGAUUCCAUCUUCCUCAUUCUGUGGCACCAGAGUGAACUUGCCUCAUUCAAAGAAUAUAGCAUCUGGUUUUCCUCUAGGAAAAUUCUUGAGUGUUACACGGAGAAACACAACCAGAAAAUUUUUGGCUACUUCUACUCUUGCAGAUGUUGCAAAUGACUUUAUGGCCCUUCAAUCACCAAUACUUGCUGGAAGAGAAGCCAACCCAAAGACUGUUGCAUCCAUCAUAUUAGGUGGGGGAGCAGGAACUCGUCUAUUCCCACUUACUCAAAGAAGGGCUAAACCUGCUGUGCCAUUUGGAGGAUGCUAUAGGUUGGUGGACAUACCAAUGAGUAAUUGUAUUAACAGUGGAAUUAAUAAAAUUUAUGUCCUCACACAAUAUAAUUCUCAGUCCCUAAACCGCCACAUUGCUCGAACGUAUAAUUUGGGAGGUGGGAUUAACUUUGGAGGUGGUUUUGUUGAGGUAUUGGCAGCAACUCAAACACCUGGGGAAUCAGGAAAGAAGUGGUUUCAAGGUACUGCUGAUGCUGUUAGACAAUUUCUUUGGUUGUUUGAGGAUGCUGAUCAUAAAAAUAUAGAGAACAUUCUGAUAUUGUGUGGUGAUCAGCUCUAUAGAAUGGAUUACAUGGAACUUGUUCAGAAGCACGUUGAUUCAAAUGCUGAUAUAUCUGUAUCUUGCCUCCCAGUGGAUGGCAGUCGGGCCUCUGAUUUUGGAUUAGUGAAGGUUGAUGAAAGAGGACAUAUACGCCAGUUCUUGGAAAAACCCAAGGGCGAAAUGUUAAGAUCUAUGCAUGUAGAUACGAGCAUUUUUGGACUAUCAACUCAAGAAGCAAGGAAACUUCCAUACAUUGCAUCAAUGGGUAUAUACGUGUUUAAAAUAGAUGUUCUGCUGAAACUUCUCAGGGGCUGUUAUCCUAAUGCAAAUGAUUUUGGAUCCGAGGUCAUUCCAAUGGCUGCAAAAGAUUUUAAUGUCCAGGCAUGUCUUUUCAAUGGUUAUUGGGAAGAUAUUGGGACUAUAAAAUCUUUCUUUGAUGCGAACUUAGCUCUUAUGGAUCAGCCGCCCAAGUUUCAGUUAUAUGACCAGUCCAAGCCUAUUUUUACAUGUCCUCGGUUCCUACCACCAACUAAAAUGGAGAAGUGUCAGGCAAUUAAUUCUUUGGUUUCAGAUGGUUGCUUCUUAAAAGAGUGCAUCGUUGAACAUUCCAUUGUGGGAGUUCGCUCUAGACUUGAUUCUGGAGUGCAGCUAAAGGAUACCAUGAUUAUGGGUGCUGAUUAUUACCAAACAGAGGCUGAAAUAGCUUCUCUUUUAGCAGCAGGGAAUGUUCCAAUAGGCAUUGGGAAAAAUACCAAAAUUGUGAAUUGUAUAAUUGACAAAAACGCAAGAAUUGGAAACAAUGUAAUUAUUGCAAACAAAGAAAAUGUGCAGGAAGCAGACAGACCCACAGAGGGGUUUUAUAUUCGAUCAGGAAUCACGGUUGUGUUCAAAGAUUCUAUAAUAAGCAAUGGUACAAUCAUUUAACGAUGGGUGUGAAGUGGUGAGAAAUUAAAGCUUCAAAGGCAUCAAUGGAAGGUACAUGCCACCUUCAAUUUUUCACUCAGAAUAAACUCUAUGGUCCUAUAAAUAAGGGCUCAAGUAUCAAUUUUUGAAUCUUCCAUCAUGGAAUCAAGGAAGUACAGAUUCAUUUGACCCAAACAUUUUUUGUU